Messenger RNA from Anarrhichthys ocellatus (wolf-eel), 953 nucleotides. Its product is annotated as RING finger protein 227. Gene Ontology annotation, biological process: protein ubiquitination. Lineage: Eukaryota; Metazoa; Chordata; Actinopteri; Perciformes; Anarhichadidae. Gene Ontology annotation, molecular function: ubiquitin protein ligase activity. The coding region runs from base 106 to 639 and encodes 177 amino acids. The record is from RefSeq and is a predicted model, not a curated record. The transcript has 2 exons.
UCCUCCCACACACACGUUGUCACACCCCGAGAUAUAAACUCUGGAGAGCUCACCUUUUGAUUCAUUGAGACUUCACUCAGACACAGCCCGGGACCAGAAAACAGGAUGUUCUCAGAGCACGAGUGCGGGAUUUGUUACCGGAGCUACAACGCAGGCCGUCGGUGUCCCCGGGAACUCCACUGCAAACACAGCUUCUGUGAGAGCUGCCUGCUCCUGCUGGCCCUUUCACGACCCCAGGGACCCGAUGGGGCCGACACACUCAUCGUCUGCCCGCUGUGCCGACACACCACAUCCAUCUCCGGGGAGGGGAGGGUGAGAGCCGAGCUGAGGGUGGACGAGUGCGUCCUGGAGCGGCUUCUAGUCUCGGGAGUCCUCGACAAGGAGGAGGAGGAGGAGGAGGAGGACCCGGUCGGUGACGUUCAAGACUGCUGUGACGACACCGAGGAGCCGACGCUUCCCGAGACUCCAGCCGAGGAGAGCGACUUCUCCACGGGCUCCAGAGGCGGGAGGCUCCGGCGGUCUUGUCGGAAAGUUUGGCGGAUGGUUAGCGGGAAGGGCUCACAGCGGGGGGCCGGAGAAAACUGUAUGACCAAUGACGACUUCAGGGCCAUCGCCAUGAUGGCCAGCUACAUGUUUUAAAGAGUCCACCACUUCAGAUACCCGGCCUAAUGUGAUACUAUUUGAAUGGUUCUCCUUUGCAAUAUGGACUUGUGAUUAUGAUGGUGAUAAAACUAUGCUGGCAAGAUGCAUUCAUCAAUGAUUUAAAUUCAGCUUUUCUACUUUCUGAAUGCAUGUUUAAAUGACGACCACUAUGAUGCUGUUGCAGUGAAAUGAGGAAAAAACUUGUGAAUGGCACUAAUGUAUAUGAUAAUGUAUAUAUUUAUUUUCAUUAAUGUAUUUAAUUUGGAAAUAUUGUUACAUAUUUAAGGAAAAUUAAACUGUUCUGGUUUCAA